This is a messenger RNA of Limulus polyphemus (Atlantic horseshoe crab), 695 nucleotides long. RefSeq names its product ephrin type-A receptor 7-like. The annotation marks the transcript as partial. Gene Ontology annotation, cellular component: neuron projection. The record is from RefSeq and is a predicted model, not a curated record. NCBI's taxonomy places the organism in Eukaryota, Metazoa, Arthropoda, Merostomata, Xiphosura, Limulidae. The transcript is spliced from 3 exons. Gene Ontology annotation, biological process: axon guidance. Gene Ontology annotation, molecular function: protein binding; transmembrane-ephrin receptor activity.
UUUGUCCACUUGGAACUUACAAAUCAUUGGUUGGCGACGAACGAUGUGCCAGCUGUCCCUUGCACAGUGCUGCCAUCUAUAAAGGAUCCAUUGAAUGUCCUUGUGAGGAUGGUUAUUAUCGAGCACCAGCAGAUCCUAAACAUUUCCCUUGUUCUCAACCUCCUUCAGCUCCUCAAAGUUUAUUGGUCAGUUUUGUUGACCAGUCCACAGUCAUUUUGACUUGGCAGCCACCCAUACACUCUGGAGGCCGGAAUGACACCACCUUUAGGGUUGUAUGUGAUGCAUGCAGUAAUGCCGUUUCGUAUGUGCCCUCUCAUACCGGCUUUACAGAAACGAAAGUCACAAUUUCUGGUCUAAACCCCGCAACGACGUAUGGGUUCCAGAUACAUGCUGAAAAUGGUGUUUCUAGCUACAGUAGCAGUCAGUUUGUGGACAUAGCGGUAACAACAGCUGCUUCAGUUUACCAUGUUUCUACCACAACGUCCUGGGUGGUUCAAAAUGUCAGGAUUAUCACUGUUAAGAGUACAAGUAUUAUCUUGACCUGGAACCCUCCAGGUGACCCUUUCACUUCCACAGAGCUGUACCAAGUUCGUUACUUUAAACGUGGAGAGGAAAAAAACUCAUCUACCAUUUUAACGAAGAAACCAGAGUCUUCUGUAUCUGGACUGAACCAUAAGACUGAGUAUGGAUUCCAG